AUGUUCUCCGUGUUCAUGGCUCUCUCUCUGCCUCUCAUUCUCUUUUUUUGUACCACCGUUUGGAGCCUCUUCCGCAACUAUCGUAUCGCUCGCCAAGUCGGUCUUCCGAUCAUCAUCGUACCGAUCAGCCCCGAGAAUCCAGUGUGGAUGCUCCUGGCUCGCUACAUGCUCCCCAUACUUCAAUACGUCCCUUUCGGAAAUGGCCACUUCUCUCGAUUCUGCCACAUCGGCUGGGAAUUUGACGAAAAAGCUCGCGCUCAUAUCGAAUUUGGCGAUGCUUUCAUGUUCGCGACCCCAGGGAAGAAUUGGAUCUACCUAUGCGAUGCGGAUGCGGUGCAUGAUAUCAUAAAGAGGGAACGACAAGGAGAGUUUGCUCGUCCCGUAGAGCUCUUGGCCAUGCUAGACGUGUUUGGGCCAAACAUAUCUACCAUGAAUGGCCCUGACUGGCAGCGACAACGAAAAUGCACGGCUGCGAGCUUCAACGAACAGAGUAAUCUCUUGGUGUGGAAGGAGUCUCUACGCCAGGGACAGCAGUUGCUCCAAUACUGGAAAGACAACUCUGACGUGGACGGUCCUUCUACUAUGGCCAAAGAUACCAGAACAUUGACCCUAGACGUACUCGUCCACGUAGCUUUUGGGAAGUCUUUCGACUUCUACGGAGCACGUGAGAAGAGAGCAACCUCUGGCCCCCUCAGCUAUCGAGACGCUUUGGCGCUCCUUCUUGAGAAUGCCAUAUUGAUUUUUGCCUUGGGACCACAAACCUUGAGGAAACUCGCUUUUGUGCCACAGCUUCGCCGGUUGAGCAACGCUGCAGAACAGUUCAGACAAUACAUGUUGGACAUGUUCGAAGAGCAGGCACAGCAUGUCCAAGAGGAAAAGGCCCAAGGCAAUCUCAUCAUGUCACUCGUGCGGGCUUCGAAGGAUGACAAGAUCAUAACCCAGGACGAAGUGAUUGGGAACAUCUUCGUGUUCAAUUUUGCGGGCCAUGACACCACAUCGCAUUCUUUCGCAUUCACCUUCAUGCUUUUGGCGGCGAACCCUGAAGUUCAAGAAUGGAUGGCUGAAGAGAUUCGACACGUCGUGGGAAAUUUGGAUAUCUUGAGAGCCGACUACAGCAUGUUUCCGAAGCUUGUUCGGACUCUAGCUGUCUUGGUGAGUCAUGUGCGAAGACGAGGUGGCAUAUUGUUGACAUCAAGUAGCUUGAAACACUACGAUUGUACGAACCACUCCUCAGCAUCGUAA
Molecule: messenger RNA, 1242 nt
Organism: Didymosphaeria variabile
Lineage: Eukaryota; Fungi; Ascomycota; Dothideomycetes; Pleosporales; Didymosphaeriaceae
Exons: 1
Coding region: 1-1242 (413 amino acids)
Molecular function (GO): heme binding; oxidoreductase activity, acting on paired donors, with incorporation or reduction of molecular oxygen; monooxygenase activity
Source: RefSeq, a predicted model, not a curated record